Thlaspi arvense is the source of this 510-nucleotide messenger RNA. Lineage: Eukaryota; Viridiplantae; Streptophyta; Magnoliopsida; Brassicales; Brassicaceae. The record is from the annotation of a GenBank genome assembly.
AUGGCGACGGGAAAAAGCUACUACGCUCGGCCUAGCCAUCGCUUCCUCGGCACCGAUCAGUCGUACUUCGCCGCCACCGAUUCAGGAUUCGAGUUCGAUGAAUCCGAUCUCUACUCGUCAGCCGGUUUCGUCCAUUCCGAUUCGCAUGAUUUUCGCCGGAAAGUCUCUUCAUCAGGCAGAUCCGGGAAAACUCCGUCAAAUCGGCCGUCCUCCUGCGCCGCUUCCUCCGCCGUAACGGCGUCUUCGCUCCCGGUUAACGUACCUGACUGGUCGAAGAUUCUCCGGGAGGAGCCCCGCGGUAAUCGCCGGAGAAGCAUCGAGGAGGACGAUCACGAAGACGGAGGCGAUUGGUUGGAUGCUAGCGGCGGAAGAUUGCCGCCGCACGAGUUUCUGGCGAGGACGAGAAUGGCGUCCUUCUCGGUUCACGAAGGAGUUGGGAGGACAUUGAAAGGAAGAGAUCUGAGUAGGGUCAGAAAUGCAAUUUUUGAGAAAAUUGGGUUCCAGGAUUAA